ACAGUUGAAGCUAAAAUACGAAGCGAAUAGGAAGUGUCGUCGGAGCCCUCUGGUGCGAUCUUCUCUGUGAAUGCUGAUUACGUGAAUUAUUCGGGCGGUUUCGGUUACUUGCUAGAUAGUGUAGAACAUAAGCAGCGACGUGUUCUGCGGCGCGAGAGAAGACUGAUUGAUUUGCUAGAGUAGAGUGAUAAAUUAUGAUUGCAUGGAGAGAGUACUUGGCGGUAGUAGUGGUACUAGGUGUGUCGUUAGCGGUCAACGGCCAGCAAACCUGGUCAUCGAAACAAAACCCCAACCAGAAUAUGGUCUACUUGCAGCAGCAGCCUGAGCCGCAGUCACUGGCCAGACCGAUUCAGUUCCCUGCAUAUCGAGAAACUACACAGGCACCAGCAGCACCCGUCUCUAACCAAGGUCAAGCACAGUUCCAGUAUGACGCAGCAUCUUUCGCAAUCACUGAACUCGCCAGACGGGUUGGAGCGGUUUUGGGACAACAGAGUAAUGCUGGGGUAUUUUCACCUGUGAGCAUAGCCUGUGCUCUGUCGCUUCUGCUGCUCGGUGCGAGAAAUGAAACGCGCCGUGAGCUAAUGCAGGUAUUGAACUUUAAUCCCAACGAACAGGAUAGAAAUGCAAUUCAUCGCCAGUAUGGAAGAAUGCUACGACAAGUAGCCUCUACAACACCCGACGCACAACCAAUUCCAUGGCGCCAAACCGAUCGGUGCAGCGACGAAGAUGACGAUGACUACAGACAAGAAAAUGAAGUCACUCAUCUAGCCAAUGCAAUUUUUGUGCAACAAGGCCUGCCAAUAAACGCAAAGUUUGACGAGUUGUCUAGGUUGUUUUACAAUAGCUCAAUUUUAUCAUUAGAUUUCGCCAACAAUCCACAAAAAUCUGCAUUUAACAUAAACCGAUGGGCCAGUGAAAACACUUAUGGUAAAAUUAACCAGAUCAUUUCCGAUUCGAUCAACCCCGAUACGCAGAUGAUCGUGGCGAAUGCAUUGUACUUCAAAGGUCUCUGGAAGGAGAUGUUUGAGAAGCAAGCUACUAGCUACAAGAAAUUCUAUCCUGAUGGUCACGGUAACCCCUCAACGGCCAAAGAUGUCCUCACCAUGGCAGUGAUAGGAUGCUUCCCUUACUUCGAAUCCGCACAGCACAACGCCCGGAUCGUGGGUCUUCCAUAUCAAGGCGAGAAAACAGCUCUAUACAUUAUCAUACCGAACAAUUCCACCCGCCAACGGAUGCAGGAAUUUCAACGACAUCUAACAGCCAAGGACAUCGGCGAAAUGGUCGUGCAAAUGACUGUCCGAAAGGCGCUAGUUCAGAUUCCAAAAAUGAAAAUUUCCAACACUAUCAACCUGAGGGAUAUACUGAAGAAGCUGCAGCUGCAGUCCAUCUUUAGCCCAUCCACCAGUGAUCUGUCGGCGAUGUUGGACAACAGUGUCAAUCCGUAUGCCCGGCAACGGCUUUUCGCUAGCGAAAUCAUUCAUAAGGUGGAGCUGGAGAUCAACGAGAAGGGCACGGAGGGUGGUGCCAUCACGGCGUCCACCAUCUUUCGGUCACUGCCUUCGGUGCAGAUCCGAAUCGACGCACCGUUCCUUAUGAUGCUAGGCCACGAUGCUACUCGGCUGCCGCUGUUCUAUGGCACUAUCUACGAUCCGAGUGGUUGAAUGUUAACAUCUUGUCAGUGUGAA
Molecule: messenger RNA, 1685 nt
Organism: Ochlerotatus camptorhynchus
Lineage: Eukaryota; Metazoa; Arthropoda; Insecta; Diptera; Culicidae
Product: serine protease inhibitor 28Dc-like
Exons: 1
Coding region: 195-1661 (488 amino acids)
Molecular function (GO): serine-type endopeptidase inhibitor activity
Source: RefSeq, a predicted model, not a curated record